AUGGUGCCGACUGAUACUUAUGCUCAUGACGAAAGGAUUCAGAACUUUUGGAAAGAUAGAAUGGAGAGGGUCAAAGCUAUUACUAAAGUAAGAAUUUUCGUUUUAAUUUUAACGCAUAAUUUAACUGUUUUAUUGGUAAAUCUUAAGUAAAGCCUUGUUUUAGGAAGAAUACCGAGAACUGACAAAGAAAGGUGAACUUCCAUUGGCUCGGAUAAAGAAAAUCAUGAAGAUUGAUGAACAAGUCAAGUCAUUAGUAAGUUUUCGUGUUUUUUUGUUAUUUUGGGUUUAGAUGAUUAGCGGAGAAGGUCCAAUUAUGGUGGCAAAGGCUUGUGAGUUCUUUAUUGAGGAGCUAACGUUGAGAGCUUGGAUUCAUGCUGAACAAACUCGAAGAAAAACGUUAAACAAGUCGGAUAUUAGUAAUGCUACUACUCAGAGUGAGAUGUUCGAUUUUUUGGUUGAUUUGGUGCCAAGAAUGGGGCGUCAGCCGAAUGCUCCGCUCGUGAGUUUUAUGCAACAUUGGUUAUCAAAAGAUAUUUUGAUUACAGAGGAUUUUAAUUGAGGUUUGAUGUCUAAAAUACGAAUUCUAGUGUUUUGACAAUUUUUUAAAACAUAAAUUUAGUUUAAAAAGAUCAAAAUGUGUUUGUAAAAGCUCAAACGAGUUUGGGACAUUUAAAACAAGAUCAACAUAAACUAUUUUUCAUAAUAACUUUUUUUUCUAGUUUACUAAAAUAAAAAAUAUAUGAAGCAACAAUUAGGUAAUUUAAUUCUACGUUUUUAGAAGCCAAGAGCGACGACUUCAGAAGCAAAUGGGUUCAGUAAUUCAGGUAGAUCAGCUCCGGAGGAAGAAGUUCAAUUAGUGAUUCCGGUACGUUCAUUUUUUGAGUAGUUCGGACUUUUUCUAUGACUUUCGUGAAGGUUUAAUAUCAUUUUAUUAAAUUUUAUACAUGGUUUAUACUUUUUUAUAAUUAUCUUUUGACUUUCAGCCCCAGGCUCUUCAAGGAGGUCAAAUAGUGAAUGGUGAAGGUCAAAGUCCUAUGGAAUACUUUGUCGUAAGUUUUUUUUUAAUUUUUUUUGGUUUCUUAGAUAUUAUUUUUUUAUUUGUUGAUAUCAUGCUACUGGCUUCAAAAACGAAUAGGUUUAUAUUAUUUUCUACCUAAAGUAAUACAUUUUUUUCGAAAAAAGAACAAUUUUAAAGUAAAAAAUGCCAUUUUAGUGCCAACCGGGUGUCGACAUGUCAGGUCUAAUGCAAGUAAGUAUGAAUGGUCAAGUGUUCGACGUCAUGCCAACCGGCGAUCCAACUCCAAUUCAACUCGUUCAAACUCCAGCUACAUCAACUUCCAGCAACUCGUAA
Molecule: messenger RNA, 1351 nt
Organism: Bursaphelenchus okinawaensis
Lineage: Eukaryota; Metazoa; Nematoda; Chromadorea; Rhabditida; Aphelenchoididae
Source: the annotation of a GenBank genome assembly